AUGUCUGACCCGAAUCAAGAACCGCAGCAGAACUCCAGGCUAUCCCCUCAACCCGCCGUGAUGUCUACUCUCCAGAGACUAACUUCAUUUAGUAGAUCCAAGAAGCCUGCACUUGUCUUUCCUCCUCCAUCAUGGGGUUUAGAUGAUGAGGCUUCUCAUGACGAGAGUUCUUCCGCCACAAAAGUGAACACUACUUCGUCCGCAGCUGAUGGCGAUGCUGCACCUCCUCCAGAGUCUGCGAACCUCGCUCAAACAAUUCGUAACCUCAUCGAUUCCCUUCCAUCGGUUUCUCUCUCGUCACGAGGAGUUGAUACGCCCGUCAAUACGGAGGUGGAUCCCAAAGGACCCCCGGUUCCAGAUGGUGUAGAUAAGAAACUGAUGGCUUGGCUAUCUUCAGAAGCGGUGAUGAAUGGAUAUAUGACUGGAAAGGACUCGGUGUUUGGUGCCCUUGAUCGCUUGAAACACCCUUUACGCAAGGGCGAUACACCGAAGGGCGAACCUUCGCGCAAGGAUGAAGAUCCAUCUGAACAACUUGGGACAGAAGGCAUCAUGAUGUACACACCACUUGUGCCGACGAACGAAUCGCAUGUAGUACUCGCAGAGGAGGAAGAGGAGUUGGAGUAUAUUGAUCCGGAGGAGUUAGAGAGACAACUCGCUCAGAAGAAAAAGGAGCAGGAGACGGCAUCGGCCUCGGGUGGAACCAAGCCCGGCAGCAAGUUACAUUUCUGGUCGUUUGGGCGAGAGAAGAAGUCCGAGGUUCCACAGGCUCAGAACAUCGAUACUGCUGGACCAAGCCAGUUUCAACCAGAAGUCAAGCCCAAACACAUAUGGGUUCCCUCCGAGACUGAUAUAUCCGUCCAAGUUAUGUGGUGGGGCUAUCGAAUAUAUCUGCCUCCACCGGUUAUCCGGACGCUGGACAGCGGGAGCAUCGCAGCUACCAAACGCGCUGCCAUGAUCACGGCUGCUUUGAAGUGGAUGCUUGACAAAAUUCCUCAGAUGCUGGUUCCUCCUACAUUUCGACCUGCCCUAGCGCUGUUUAAACGAUUGGCACCGUUUGCGGGCUACAUCGGAGUGUUUAUAGCCUGGAGCUGGAAGUCCAUCAAGGCAAAUGACAAGGGUGGUGGCGUUACGUUGACCGCAACUUGGUUACUGACAGUGGCGCUCAUACCGUCCUCAUGGGAGGUCACUUCUGAACGUUUCCUUGCGCCAGUACCAGAUAGUACACCGACGUCGUCGGCCAGUAAAGAUGGAAAGAAAUAA
Messenger RNA from Pleurotus ostreatus (oyster mushroom), 1260 nucleotides. RefSeq lists its product as uncharacterized. The record is from RefSeq and is a predicted model, not a curated record. Bases 1 to 1260 code for a protein of 419 amino acids. Lineage: Eukaryota; Fungi; Basidiomycota; Agaricomycetes; Agaricales; Pleurotaceae. The transcript has 3 exons.